Messenger RNA from Exophiala spinifera, 417 nucleotides. RefSeq lists its product as uncharacterized. The transcript has 2 exons. Gene Ontology annotation, molecular function: carbon-sulfur lyase activity. Bases 1 to 417 code for a protein of 138 amino acids. The record is from RefSeq and is a predicted model, not a curated record. Lineage: Eukaryota; Fungi; Ascomycota; Eurotiomycetes; Chaetothyriales; Herpotrichiellaceae.
AUGGUCAAAUACGAAGGUCAAUGCCACUGCGGCCAAACCACCUGGACCGCCGAGAUCCCCGAAGAACGCCAUGUCCUCUGCCACUGCGGCGCCUGCAAGCUCAUGGGCGGCGGUGAAUUCACCCUCAACCAAAUCAUCCCCAAGGCCAACUUCAACCUGACAAAGGGUGAUUUGAAGGUGUACACCUACAAAGGCGACUCUGGCAAUUCCGUCGACUGCUACAUGUGUCCCAAUUGCGCCAGUAGUCCGUACCAUCAUCAACGAGUCCUGGGACCCGACACCAUCGUCAUCCGUACGGGACUUCUCAAGGGUUCCGAGAAAUGGGGGAAGCCGGCCGCGGAAAUCUACGACAAGUUCCGACCUGCUUGGUUGCCACAGACGGGAGAUGCGAGCUUCGAGUUAGGUCCUCCGUCCUAG